Molecule: messenger RNA, 3647 nt
Organism: Aspergillus japonicus CBS 114.51
Lineage: Eukaryota; Fungi; Ascomycota; Eurotiomycetes; Eurotiales; Aspergillaceae
Product: putative NF-X1 finger transcription factor
Exons: 4
Coding region: 1-3336 (1111 amino acids)
Biological process (GO): negative regulation of transcription by RNA polymerase II
Cellular component (GO): nucleus
Molecular function (GO): RNA polymerase II transcription regulatory region sequence-specific DNA binding; DNA-binding transcription factor activity, RNA polymerase II-specific; zinc ion binding
Source: RefSeq, a predicted model, not a curated record
AUGAGUAAUCUCGCUGGCAGGAUGACCCUCGUGGCAGACAGCAACAACACUACCCCGCGCACGAGGUCAAGACGCGGAGGCAGAGGCCGUGGUGGCGAUCGCAGUCGUUCUCACAGACCUGCGCCACAGAACCAGACACAGGCACAAGCGCAGUCUCAACAGCAAACGCCAGCACACCCGGCUACGAAUCCUCCAUCGCAACAGAAUGAACCUUUUGCGACACAGACCGCGCCCGACGCAAACCAUCCACCAAGAGGACCGAGGGGAACCCGAAGGGGGGCGGGAGGCGCAGGCGCACAGUCGAAUGGAGGCCGACGACAUGGUCGAACACGCGGCGGUGCUGACCACUCAGCGGUCACUACGGGGGGGCGAAGAUUCGAGGGUCGACUGACGAAAUCAGAGCAGCCAGAGGAGACUCGGGAUGUCGGUCCCCACCAGAGCGCAGGCGUGGAGGACAUUGCUGGAUUGAGAGCGGAUGCGCCAGCAUUCGUCCCAGGAGGGCCAGCCGGAGAACAACCUCGACAAAGCGGACGUGCAAAGGGCAAAUCGAAAGCGAAGAACCCAAGCCAGGCUCGAUCGGUGCCCCCUCCUCCGCCAGCGCCCAAGGUUACGACGAAAUCAUCGGCACCGGACAUUGCCACUCGGAUUCACGAAGACAUCGCCCACAACCUCUACGAAUGUCCGAUCUGUACAGCUGAGUUGGGCAAACGGUCUCGUAUCUGGUCCUGCGGAUUGUGUUGGACGGUUUUCCACUUGAGCUGUGUGAAGAAAUGGUCGAGGAACGAAGGCGCGGCGGCGCAGGAUGCGGCGCGUCGCCGGGGCGAGGAGGGCGAAAGCAGUGCUCCUCGUGCUUGGCGCUGCCCGGGCUGUAACCUGCCUCAUGAAGUGUUUCCUUCCUCUUACACCUGUUGGUGCCAGAAGGAGGUUGACCCGCGCUCAUUUCCUGGUCUCCCUCCCCAUUCGUGUGGACAGACCUGUGCGCGAUCGCGAAAAGGUUGUCCACACCCUUGCGAUGCGACGUGCCAUGCUGGUCCAUGCGCUCCUUGUACUGCUAUGGGUCCGACCCAGGAUUGCUUUUGUGGGAGGAACUCAUCUACGAAGCGUUGUCAGGACACCGACUACGAUAAUGGAUGGAGCUGCGGCGAGCACACCUGCCCUCGGCCGUGCCACGAGGGCCUCUGCGGUGCCUGCGAGUCUGAGAUGCUCUGCAGUUCCAAAGAUGAGGAGAUGGACAGUGAAACCUUGCGCAUUGGCGAAGACGACGGCGGGGAGGAGCUUGAAGAAUGGGUUGGAUGUUUCAGCUGUGGUGAUCAGUGCAAUCGACAGUUUGACUGUGGGCUACAUUCGUGUCAGAAGUCCUGCCACGCCCAGGAUGCGCAUCCCGCUCAUUGUCCCCGAUCGCCUGAUGUGGUGCUUUCCUGCCCGUGUGGGAAAACGGUUCUGACCGACGUUACGGGCUAUUCGCCCCGAACUACUUGCGAAGACCCCAUCCCCAAUUGCUCGAAGCCUUGCGGGAAGGCCUUACCAUGCGGACACUCUUGCGAGCAAGUCUGCCAUAGCGGACCGUGUGGUCCUUGCUUGCAGAAAGUCACGAUCCAUUGCCGAUGUGGCCGCAAUGACUUCCGGACGACUUGUUUCUCGGGUGACUUUGAGCCACCUCAAUGUUUCCGUAUCUGUAAAGCCGGCUUGCAUUGCGGUCGCCAUGCAUGCGCAGAGCGCUGUUGCCCUGGCGAACAGAAGGCAAUUGAGCGUCAGGCUAUACGGCGAAAGCUCAAAUCCCAUCUUCGACCAAGCGACGAGGAUUUUGAGGCUGAACAUAUCUGUACCCGGGUCUGUGGCCGUAUGCUGAAAUGCGGACGGCACACAUGCCCGGAGAUCUGUCACAAAGGGCCCUGUAACACUUGCAGGGAGGCAAUAUUCGAAGAGAUCCCGUGUAACUGCGGUCGAUCUGUCUUGUAUCCGCCUCUGCCUUGUGGGACGCUGCCUCCAGCUUGCUCACACCCCUGUGAGCGCGUUAAACCGUGCGGUCACCCGCAGACGCCCCAUAAUUGCCACACCGACGAUGAAAAUUGCCCGAAAUGCCCGUUCUUGACGGAAAAGGCGUGCCUGUGCGGCAAACGUGUGCUGAAGAAUCAGCCGUGCUGGCUUGCAGAUGCACGGUGCGGACAGAUUUGCGGCAAGCUCCUCAAGUGUGGCUCUCAUACUUGUAAGAAGAACUGUCAUCGACCGGGUGAUUGUGAGGAUGCUUCCCAGCCUUGUCAGCAAGCCUGUGGGAAGACCAAGUCCCUGUGUGGUCACCCCUGUACUGACCAGUGUCACGCUCCUUAUCCGUGCCCCGAGAAAACACCCUGUUCAACCAUGGUCGCAGUAACAUGUAGCUGUGGACGACUCCGUCAGGAGCGACGUUGCAAUGCAGCCAAGGCUGUUGUGACCAAGGGCCACCUCCAGCAGGCGCAGCGACUUCCAUCAGCGUCUCCACUGGCGUGCGACGAGGAAUGCGCCCGCCUCGAGCGUAAUCGAUCUCUGGCGUCUGCGCUUGGCGUCGAUAUCAACCCGACGACGACUGUCUCUCAGACGCUGACCUCCACCAACCUACCCUAUUCCGCCGAAACUCUCGAUAUUUACCUCCAGCUUUCGUCGUCGUGUCCUCUAUCCACUCUCCAGUCCUACGAAUCGACCCUCCACAGUCUCGCCACGAACAAAAACCCAGCAAACCGCUCCACCCGCUUCCAACCCGCCAAAUCUCCCCUCCGUGCCUUCGCGCACUCCCUCGCCGCCGACUGGGGCUUUGCUAGUGAGAGCUUCGAUCCGGAGCCUCAUCGCCAUGUGUUUGUUCUCAAACCCACUGCCUGGACUCCCCCCCUUCUGGGCAUGGGCAACGGCACCACCAUUGGUAUUGGCGGUAUGAGCGUCGGUGAAUGCGUGAAGCUACGUGACCGCCACCGCCUCAAGGAACAGGAAGAGCAGCGACUCGCUGCAGCGGAAGCAAAAGCCCAGCGCGAAGCUGCUCGAGCCCAGCAGAAUGCGAACGGCGAGGGCGGCUGGGCCCAGGUCGCAGCUUCAAAGAGAGGUAACGGCCUUGGUAGCUCGCGGAGCAGUACGCCUGGUGUCCGAACGCCUGCUGGCAGUUCUUGGUCUACGACUAUGUACGCUGCUCUUGCGGGUGACGACAGCAGUGCUUCAUGGGAUGCUCCCGUUCCACCUCAAGCUAAGAAGGAGAAAUUGGUGUUGCGGUCGGGUGUGAAGCAAUUGAGGACAUCGAGUUCGAUUCUUGAUCCGAGUCGUGGCGAGUCAGUGCGGGAUCCCAAGUCGGAUGGAGAAAAGGAAGAUGCUUGAUUUUAUCGACUUGCUCGUGGAUGAAGAGCCACUUUGAUGUCUUGCAACCGCUUUCAAGGCUCGGAUGAUGUUAUGUAGAAAGACAUGACCCUCUUCCGGACUGACUUAAAUUUCCUUGUUGUUCUUACCAUUCCUACACUUUUUCUACCUACUCCAAAACGUUCACGACUUUGAUGUUUGUCGCUGCUAUUCGGUUUUCUCUAUGGUUAGCGUGCAUAGCUGGCCGGUCGUGUGCUUAGUUAGAAAGACCAAAAAUCGAUAGAAUCGAAAUUUGGCAAAUCUAUGUCACUCUGUGUAUACUUUUGAAUCAU